This is a messenger RNA of Paramecium pentaurelia, 3006 nucleotides long. The record is from the annotation of a GenBank genome assembly. NCBI's taxonomy places the organism in Eukaryota, Ciliophora, Oligohymenophorea, Peniculida, Parameciidae.
AUGUAAACUUAUGAAUUUUAGUUAAAUAAUAAAAGGAAUGUUGAAAGAGAAGAGCUUUAUAUAUUGACCAUAAUUGAAAGGGUUUUGGCUGGUUACUUAUCUUCAAUAUCAUAUGUUGAUCAAGCAUAAUUUUGUGAGCUAUUAUAGAGGAAACAAAAGGAAAAAUAGUUUAUAUAGCCAUUACAUUUGUAAAUCUUGAGUAAAAUAAAGCGAAAUUUAAUUAAGAAAUAACCACAAAUAAAAGAGUAGAAAGUAAACUAUGAAAUUAAAAGAAUGCUUUCCUAAUCAAUAGAUUCAAGAAAAAACUAUAUAUGUUUAUCUAAUAAAAAUAAUAGAAAAUAUAAAGAAUUGUAAAUGACUUAAAUAGAUACUCAAUCACAAACUGUGAAAGAUAGAAGAUCUAUAUUAGAUUUAAAAAGUAAUCAAGAAGGACAAAGAUUACUUACUAAUGGAAGUUAUCAUUAAAACGAUUCAACAACUUCAAGAGUUAUUAUUAAUUCAUUUUAAUUAUCUAACCGUAAUAAAACAUAAGCUGAUGAUGAAUUAAAAGAAAUAUCUAAUUAAAAGUAGUUAACAUUUACAGAAAGUAAUUUAAAAAAUAGAAAAUAGAAACCUUUUAUUAAUAUAGUAAGUUAAUAUGGUGAAAUAGAAAAAUAAGUGAAUAACACAAAAUAAUAAAAAAGAAAUUAUAAAACAAGUUUCAAUGAUUAAUUAAUUAAAGUAAAUUAAAAUAAUGAUAAUUAUGUUAUUAAAUAUAAUUAAUAACAUUUGAAACCAUAAUUAAACAAAAACAAUGAUGAAAUAAUUAAUAAUUAAUUAAAGAUAGAUAAUAAAGAUGCUUAUGUAAUAGUAGAUUAAGUUAAUUUCUAAAAUUCUUAAUAAUAAUCAUAAUAUCUAUCAAUGAGUAAUGUUUAAAAUAGAAUUGAUUUAAAAUAAAAAUUUUAAACAUGUUAUAGCCAUGAUGAUGAUGAUUUCAGUUAUUAAAGUAAACCUAUGAUCUAAAGUGAAGGAUAGAAGCAGAUUACAUAUGGCACUCACACAGAAUUACCAUCUUUAGAUACAGAUCUUUAAUUAAAAAUGCAAACGAUAUAGAGUGCAAAAUAUUUAGAUAAAAAUAAAGAAUAAAUAUAUUUAAAGAAUGAAGAAUUAAAUAAAAAUAAAUAAUCAUAAAAACAAGAAUAUUUAAAUUAAAUAGAUCAAAAAAGUGAAUAACAUAAUAUUUUAGAAGUGCAUGAAAUUAAAUAAUACAAUUAAUUUCUCUCACCAACAUAACAAUUAAAUUAAUAAAAAAUAGAUGAUUUUUAUGAAUAAAAAUAGAAUUCAAUUUCUAAGGAAGACUCUUAAUUUUCACUAUUAGAUCAAUCCUUACACAAAUAAAAUAAUUUACAUGCUCAUUUAAAUGUUAAUAGACCUGCUACUACACAUAUUGAUAUCUAUAAAUUAUAAGAGUAUCCAUAAUUUUAAACUCAUGAUAACAUUGAUUAAUAACAAAAAUAGCAAUAAUAAUAAUUAAUUUAAUAAAUCAGUAUGACAUCUAUUAUGCAUGAUGAUGAACAUUAUUCUAACUUAAAUUAAUAAAUAAAUAUAUAAGUAAAUUAAUGUGAACCUGCAUAAAAUAAUGUCAUUAUUGAAGAAUCUAUAGAAUGUUCUCCCAUUUAUAAAAUACAAAAUUAAUAAUGUAUUACACCAUCAUUCAAUAAUCUAAAAUUAGAAAAUCAAAUAUAAUAAAAUAAUAAUGAAAUUCAUACCUAGUAAAAAUAAUAGAUUUAACAAUCAAUUCUAAAUCAACCAUCUCAAACUUAGAUUCACUUAUAAUCAAAUCAAGAUUCAAAUAAUCAAAUUUAAUAGAGAAUGUAGAUUCCAUUUAAUAAUACUUAAAAUAGUUUAAAAAAUAAUAAUAAAUUAACAACAAAUUAAAAGCAUUAAGUAAGAGAAUAAUAAUAAUAAUAAAGAUUAGAUGAAAGUUAGCCAGAAAGUAAAUUAACAAUAGAAUCUUCUUAAGGGGAGAAGUCAAAUAAAUCAAAGACAAUAAAAAAUAGUAAAUAACUCAAAUUACAUGUUGCAGCAGCUACUUUGACUUUUAGUACAAAGAAAUCUUCCAAUUAGGAUUCUCCUCAUGAUGUAUGAUAAAUUAAUUUAAAUUAGCCAACUAAAAUUGAAUAAUAAGAAAAAGAAAAGUAAAGAUAAAUGGAAUAUUAAAAAUAGAUAGAAAAAAUGAAGUAUGAAAGAGAAUUAAUGGAAUAAUACUAAAUUCCUGAUAAUAUGCCUUUGUCUUAAAAGCGUGCAAUUAUUGAAGAAUUGAUUAAACAAAUAGAAUUAAUUGCUGAUCAAGAUGUACAAUAUUAGAUUAUGUUAUGUAUAACAUUUAAUAAUAUUUAUAUAGAUAAGUAGAGAUAGGAAUAAAUUUAAAAUGCAACAAAACAAGAUAUAGUUUUUAAUCGAUAUUUAGAGACUUGUUAUGAAGAAUUAGGACAUCUUUCAGAAUAAAAAUUGAAAUUAUUGGGUAAAGAUGAUUUAAAUAAAGUUUCAUUUAUGAGAUUUGAAAAUUAAGUUUAAACAUCUUUUCCUAAUUAAGAGAAGGUUUUUUCAUAAGAAAUUAAUUCUCCAAUAAAAAAGAAUUUAAAAUUAUUUAGUAAAUUUGAUCCUGUUGAAAUAGAAAAUUAAUUGAAUAGAAUUAAAGAAUUUAAGUAAGAAAGUGAAAUUUUAAAAUUGUUUUAAUGUUUCAAUUCUUAAUAUGAUAAAGAAGUAAUUAUAAAAUAUAAUUGAUAGGUUAAUUAAUGUGAUCUUGACUAUCCCACAGAAAAAGAUAAAUAUAAUCAUAAAAAUGAAUAAUAGAAUAUAGAUUAAUAAAGAAGUUUAUUAAUUAAGGAAACUCAAAAGAGAAAAAAGAAUAAGUAAUUAGAUAAGAAAUUAAGGAUAAGUACCCAUAGAAUAGAUUCUUAAAGAAUGGAUACGAUAUUAUUAGCUAACGAUAAAAUAAAAUCAGUUGGCUAAUAUUUAUUAUGA